Molecule: messenger RNA, 2592 nt
Organism: Malurus melanocephalus (red-backed fairy wren)
Lineage: Eukaryota; Metazoa; Chordata; Aves; Passeriformes; Maluridae
Gene: CUNH1orf116
Product: chromosome unknown C1orf116 homolog
Exons: 4
Coding region: 424-1692 (422 amino acids)
Source: RefSeq, a predicted model, not a curated record
AGGAGGUGACAAGCCGAGCCGGGGAGGACAGCAAGGGACAGCGGGGAAGUGCGGGAGUUGGGUGGGACCGGAGCUGGAGCUGCUCCCGGGCACUGCCAGCUCACACCCAGCCCUGCCAGCGCCACCCGGCAAUCUGCGGCACGGCAUGGACGGGUUUUAGGGGCUCACUCCGGCCCCUGGAGCUCCUGGAGAGGGAGGAAAGUGCCUUGCAGGGCUGCAGGAUGAGCUCCUCCCUGUCAGGACCUACCUGCCGAGCACCCACCAGGCAGCUCAGCCUUAUCUGCGGYGGCAGCGGGGUUAAUGUGUAACCCGGCUGUGUUUGCUUAGCCCAGAAAAGUAAAGAAGUCCUGGGAUAGGCACGGCCCGGACGAGGAAUUGGGCAGCACGGAACGACGGACGGCCUGCUCCAGGGCAGCCCGUGCUAUGCCAAGGAAGGAGCUGGGCAUGGCUGGCAGCAACUCGGGCAGCUGUGACAGCAUGGCCAGCACGGCUUCCAACCGCUCGCAGCGGAGUGACAGCAGCUUUGACUAUUUAUCUGUGGAAGAGAAGGAGUGUUUGAUGUUCCUGGAAGAAACCAUCGGCUCUCUGGAUGCGGAGGGAGACAGCGGCGUCUCCACGGAUGACACCGACUCCGGGGAGCCCUCCAAGCCCAGGAGAGGCSCCGUGCCCCGGGAUUUGAGCCGUGGGGCUGCCCCUCCCGGCCCCUCUGCCUCCCCCGGCGUCCCGAGGAACAUCCCUGCGGCAAACGGAGCCUCGGGCAGCAGAGCAGCGCCAGCUGUGCCAGCUGUGCCAGCAGCAAAUCGUGCCCAGGACGGGCCCAGGGAGGGCACCAAAUCCGUGAUUAUCCAACCCUCAGAUCCCUUCCACGAUGAGCACGAGUGGACACGCGGCCAUCSCUCCGGUGMCAAGGACACCAAAGYUCGGACUUCGUGGGGUCASCCGGAGAAAUCCCCGCUGGAAGAGSCMCCUCAGGACCCCGAUGCCAAGCGCGGGCCCCCGACCGCCCCCAAACCGCGGAAAUUGCCCCCGAACAUCAUCCUGAAAACCAGCAGGAGCGGCGCGGUGCCGCUGCCCUCGGAGCACAACCAAAGGGUGAAAACAUCGCCGCCACCCCCGGCCGCCUCCCAGCCCAGCCCCGCCGGCGACACCGCYGCUGAGAAAGGCAACUCGGGCCACCGAGACCCCAAGGAGAAGGAAAAAGCCCGGCGGGAGGCGCUGGAGAAGCUGGGACUGUCCCGGGACGGGAGSGAGCCGAGCGCUCAGCCCCAUCCGCAUCCUSUCCCCAUCCCCGCCGAGAGCUCCGUGCCCGGUGUCCGGCACAUGGCAUUCAAAUCCAACACCCUGGAGCGCUCCGGAGUGGGGCUGGCCAGCUCCAUGGGCAGCAGCAAGGAGCAGAGCUCCAAGGGAAGCGGCGGCAGCAGCUCCYUGGGCAAGCUGUCCUUCAUGGAGCGCCUGGCACCCGCUUUCCUGCGCGGCGGCCGCCCCCGGCCCGUCUCYCUGGGUGCUGGAAAAGACUUUGCCGGCCUCCAGGAGCACGAGGAGCAGGAAAAGAGCAGCAAGAGGAGAUCUCACCCUCUGCCCGGCUUYCCCAGACCGUCCCGCUCGGCUGUGAGCGUGAAAAUCACCCCGAAAGGCGCGGCYGACGAGAACCGGCGAGAGGCGCUCAAGAAGCUGGGGCUGCUGAAGGAAUAGCGGCGGGUGCUGGUGGAAAAGGGGCUUUUCGCCCCAAAUUCACGGAUUUCACUGCCUGGCCUCGGGCACGGCCGCUCCAGUGCCUCGGGAAGGGCGUUGGGAUCCUCACACCAAACCAAGGAGCGCCAGUGUACAGAUAUUUUGUACAUAGCGGAUGUAAAUGAGCUAUUUAUACAAAGCAUCUCUCAGCAUGGACGGGCUGCGUCCUCCUGCAAGGGUUUUAAUGCUUUUGGGGAUUCAUCUGAACAGGGAAGCCGUGGAAUUGGGGGUUUGGUUUAUUUUCAAAGGGGUUGCCUGUGGAUAAAGCGYCUCUGGGAAGAACUGCCGGACUUUGCUGCUCCUUUGGGACUUUUUUGGGGUUUUUUAAAAUUAAUUUUAUCACAGCCUCUGCAGCCUSAGCUGAAAGUGCCUCCUGAAGCUGCCACUGCCUGCUGGAGGGGCUGCACAGACAUGACACUGCCUCCUCUGCCUCUCCUCUGCCCCUUCCAGCCCCUGGACGAUGUUCGAGCUGCAGGAAGGGAGAGUGAAGGAGGAAAAAGGACAUCAGUGCUGGAGUCAGACCCAGAAAUGCUGCCCGAAAUGAGGCAGAUUCCAGGCUGGGAUCCUGGGAUCAGCCUGGCUGAUGCCGACACCUUGCUGCUCACCCGUGGGGAUGGAGGUGGUUUGUGUCCCUAAUAAACCUGUGCAUGAUCAGAAAGAGCUGUGCAGUGCAGAUUCGUGUGUCAGACAGGUAAAUCCAAAUACUGAGAGUUCUGAGACAAAAGAUGAGCCGGGUCAGCUCUGUCCCACCUGUAAAAUGUAAAAUUUUAUCAGCAAAAGCAAAAUUUUCCAUGGAAUAAUCUGGUAUGGAGGAAAGGGGCCCUGCACAUGGCAGGGGUGGGACAAGGAGAGAUUGAAAGU